Molecule: messenger RNA, 2580 nt
Organism: Acinonyx jubatus (cheetah)
Lineage: Eukaryota; Metazoa; Chordata; Mammalia; Carnivora; Felidae
Gene: SOX11
Product: SRY-box transcription factor 11
Exons: 1
Coding region: 339-1739 (466 amino acids)
Biological process (GO): positive regulation of transcription by RNA polymerase II; anatomical structure morphogenesis; neuron differentiation
Molecular function (GO): DNA-binding transcription activator activity, RNA polymerase II-specific; RNA polymerase II cis-regulatory region sequence-specific DNA binding
Source: RefSeq, a predicted model, not a curated record
UUUUGCAGAAGGAGCGCGCGCGCCUGGGAGUGCUCGGGGUCCGGCGCUUGCGGCGGGAGCCACGAGCUGGAGAGAGGGGGGUCCCGGGCUGCCUCGACCGCCGCCGCCUCUCCCGUCGCGGCCGCAGCUUCCCGCGCUCGGGCGGCCGUCGCCGCCACAGCCGCCGCAGCCGCUGUGUGCAGCCUGGAAGGGGGGGCGGGGGGGAGGGGGGGAGCCGCGGACGCGGGGUACCGAGGACUUUGCAACUUGCCCGGGAAGGUGGAGGGGCGAGAGGGGGAGGGGGACCUCCGCACGAGACCGAGCGGCCCGGGUUGGAGCGCCCAGCCCCGCGGCGGAUCAUGGUGCAGCAGGCGGAGAGCUUGGAAGCGGAGAGCAACCUGCCCCGAGAGGCGCUGGACACGGAGGAGGGCGAAUUCAUGGCUUGCAGCCCGGUGGCCCUGGACGAGAGCGACCCGGACUGGUGCAAGACGGCGUCGGGCCACAUCAAGCGGCCGAUGAACGCGUUCAUGGUGUGGUCCAAGAUCGAGCGCAGGAAGAUCAUGGAGCAGUCCCCGGACAUGCACAACGCCGAGAUCUCCAAGCGGCUGGGCAAGCGGUGGAAAAUGCUGAAGGACAGCGAGAAGAUCCCGUUCAUCCGGGAGGCGGAGCGGCUGCGGCUCAAGCACAUGGCCGACUACCCCGACUACAAGUACCGGCCCCGGAAAAAGCCCAAAAUGGACCCCUCGGCCAAGCCCAGCGCCAGCCAGAGCCCCGAGAAGAGCGGCGGCGGCGGCGGAGGCGGCGGCGGCGGCGGGGGCGCGGGCGGCGGCGGCGGCGGCGGCGGCGGGGGCGCGGGCGGCGGCGCGGGCGGCGCCAAGACCUCCAAGGGCUCCAGCAAGAAAUGCGGCAAGCUCAAGGCCCCCGCGGCCCCCGCGGCCGGCGGCGCCAAGGCCGGGGCGGCCAAGGCGGCGCAGCCCGGGGAUCUGGGCGGCGCGGGCGACGACUACGUGCUCGGCAGCCUGCGCGUGAGCGGCGCGGGCGCGGGCGGCGGCGGCGGGGGCGCGGGCAAGACCGUCAAGUGUGUGUUCCUGGACGAGGACGACGAGGACGACGAGGACGACGACGAGCUGCAGCUGCGGAUCAAGCAGGAGGCGGACGAGGACGACGACGAGCCGCCGCACCAGCAGCUCCUGCAGCCGCCGGGCCAGCAGCCGCCGCAGCUGCUGAGACGCUACAACGUCGCCAAAGUGCCCGCCAGCCCCACGCUGAGCAGCUCGGCCGAGUCCCCCGAGGGCGCGAGCCUGUACGACGAGGUGCGGGCCGGCGCGGCCUCGGGCGCGGGGGGCGGCAGCCGCCUCUACUACAGUUUCAAGAACAUCACCAAGCAGCACCCGCCGCCGCUCGCGCAGCCCGCGCUGUCGCCCGCGUCCUCGCGCUCCGUCUCCACGUCCUCGUCCUCCUCGUCCAGCAGCGGCGGCAGCGGCAGCGGCAGCGGCGGCGAGGACGCCGACGACCUGAUGUUCGACCUGAGCUUGAAUUUCUCCCAGAGCGCGCACAGCGCCAGCGAGCAGCAGCUGGGGGGCGGCGCGGCGGCCGGGAACCUGUCCCUGUCUCUGGUGGAUAAGGAUUUGGAUUCGUUCAGCGAGGGCAGCCUGGGCUCCCACUUCGAGUUCCCCGACUACUGCACGCCCGAGCUGAGCGAGAUGAUCGCGGGGGACUGGCUGGAGGCGAACUUCUCCGACCUGGUGUUCACGUAUUGAGAGGGGCGCCCCGCUUCUCGCUCUUUCUCUCCGCGGGUGCUGAGCAGGGUUCCUCGGGAGGAAGUCGUGGUGGUCGUGGCGGUGAUGAUGAUGAUGAUGAUGAUGAUGAUGAUGGUGGUGUCGAUGGUGUCGGUGGUGGCGGUAGGGUGGAGGGGAGACAUGAGAUGCUGAUCUCUAUAUGAUGUUGUGACACAAAGAAAUUGGAAAAGAUGAUGAAAAUUUUGGUGGAGUUAAAGUGAAAUGAGUAGUUUUUAAACCGUUUUUCCUGUCCCUUUUUUUUGUUUUGUUUUGGGGGGGGGUUGUUUGUUUGUUUUUGUUUUUGCUCCCCUCCCUUCCUUUAUCGUGUCUCAAGGUAGUUGCAUACCUAGUCUGGAGUUGUGAUUUCCACCCCCACCCCCAAAUGUGGUUUUGUAAUUACUGUUUCUUUUUCUUGAAAUCCGUGAUUGCAACAAAGGCGGAGGGGACAGGGCGGGGGAGGGGAGGGAGGACCCGCUCCGGAAGGCGCUGUUUGAAGCUUGUCGGUCUUUGAACUCUGGAAGACGUCUGCAGAGGACUUUUCGGCAGCACAACCGUUACGCUAGGGAGUUGGUUGGAGAUUUUUUUUUUCGUAAGAGAUCUUAAAGAACUGAUGAUUUUUUUUAAAAAAAAAAGAGAAACACAAAAACAAAAAAGGGACCAUUGCAACUUUUUUAUUUUAUUUUAUUUUUUUGGAGGGAGAAAACUGAUGUCUUCUAUGCAUCCGAUUCUUAACAAAACUGCAGGGAGCUUGAAAAAAUGCAGACUGUACAAACGCUUACAAAAAAAAAAAAACUGUGAACUGACUUAAGAUCAGAGUUUACUU